AGGUUCGAGCUCAGUUUGAACAGUUUUGAGGUAGUAGUUUGAUUUUGCAGAAACCAAACUAUAGGUUUAGUGAAAGUAAUUUAUAAUUUGGGUUUUGUGUUUAGAACUGAGAGAAGUGGAUGGAUGGUGUUGAGAAAUGUGUUUUAACAGUGGAGAAAAACUGUAAUCUUAGCAUCAGUAAACAUUUUUAAAAAAAAGUAGUGUGGUCUGGAGCCACAUGAUUUGCAUCUGCAAACAGAUAUAAGGAAGCAUGUAGAGCAAAAACGGUCAAAGGUGUUUGUUGCUCCUCCUCAACGUCUCAGACUGUGAUCUCACCAUGUUCAUCUACUGUGACUUAGCAGCGCUGGUGCUUGUGCUUACUUUUUAUAGACAAGCUCAUGCAGGUAAAAUCAUUGGUGGCCAUGAGGCUGCACCUCACAGCAGGCCGUACAUGGCGCUUUUGACUUGCCGCGCCGACAAUGGUAGCGAAACAUAUUGUGGUGGGGUCCUCGUGAGUGAAUAUUUUGUGAUAACUGCUGCCCACUGCAAAGCCAAGUCUUAUGAGGUUUGUCUUGGACUGCACAGUUACGGCAAAAAUAGUUCAUGUUUGUCUGUGGAGCAAGAUUUUCCACAUAGGAAUUAUGAUAACAAAUAUUACACAAAUGACAUCAUGCUUUUGAAGUUGUCUACCAAAGCUAUUUUCGACAAGAACGUGCAGCCUAUUGUCCUGGCAGACAUGUGUGACAACAAACUUCCCAAAAAGUGUGUAGUAUCUGGCUGGGGAGCAACAAGCGACGACAAUAAAAACAUGUCUAAUGAGCUGAGGGAAGUCAAUGUGACGCUCACUCAUGGUGAUUUCUGUACUGAGAAAAAUGAGUACUGCUCUAAAGGGGAGGACGGACCGGCUGAGGGAGACUCUGGUGGUCCGUUAGUCUGUGAAGAUGGAAAAGCCUUUGGAGUGAUCUCAGCAAAGAGCCUCACUUUUAAACUGACCAAGUACGCUAAGAUACCCUACUACAGAGAGUGGAUUGAUGAGAUUAUGAAACAUAACUGAUUAAAUACUGUUCAGAUAUUUUUCAACUACAUAAGAAGAAUAUCUUACGUUAUUUUCAAAUGAAUUAGUUUUGUGUAGCUUCUUGCUAAUUGGAAUAAGAAAAUUGUUUUUUUUUGUUGUUUUUUUUUCCAUUUAGCUUGUGAUCCUUAAUAAAAUCAAGCUUUCUGGCUUUCUUACAUAGAAACGUUUUAAUCUACUUUGAAUAAUUACUUGAGCAUACUGUACUAUUUGAUAAGUAGGACCAAUUGGAAUGUAUAAGUGAUUGAAUAUAUAUAUACAGUAUAUACAGUAUAUAUACAUGUAUAUGCGACUUAGAAAGAGCUCAGCAAUGUUGGAUAUGCAGAGAUAGCAAAUCUUAAUAAACUAUAAGACUGCUUCUGAAAUCU
Xiphophorus couchianus (Monterrey platyfish) is the source of this 1419-nucleotide messenger RNA. Its product is annotated as granzyme G-like. The transcript has 5 exons. Lineage: Eukaryota; Metazoa; Chordata; Actinopteri; Cyprinodontiformes; Poeciliidae. Bases 317 to 1033 code for a protein of 238 amino acids. The record is from RefSeq and is a predicted model, not a curated record. Gene Ontology annotation, molecular function: serine-type endopeptidase activity. Gene Ontology annotation, biological process: proteolysis.